AAAAUCUUUGGGGGAUCAUACACGUUGCCGCGUAAAAGCGCAUUCGUACGUUGCCGGCGCGCGUGCGACUACCAUCGUUGUGUCGGUGUGUACGUGAUUUUAUGUUUGUUUUUUCAAUACUAUUGUGUUAUUCGUAGUGCGGUUUGAAAUUAAUUUUUUUUUUUAGAUUUUUAAGAUUUAUUAAGAUGUCGAUUUAGAUGUGUUGAUUAUUUUAUAUUAGCUGCUUACCUAAUGGAUAUUAGACCAAUGCAUUCACUCACACUCGGAUCAAACAAAAUGUGGGUGAAAUGGACGUUGAUUAUUAUGAUUGCGUUUUCGACGACAGGCGUAACCGAAGGACACAUCAACAUGACAACUCGACGAGAAUCAACUAUUCCACCUACUGCGGUAGAAAACGACACCGAGUACGACGAAAUGGCUAACUAUACGGAUGAGGAAUAUCGCAAUUACCUAGUCGAAUACGUUACACCCCGAAAAUCCGAAUGGGUAUUUAUAGUCAUGCACUCUAUGGUUUUCGUUGUCGGGCUUAUUGGAAACGCUUUAGUCUGCGUAGCCGUUUACAGGAAUCGAACAAUGCGAACGGUAACGAAUUAUUUUAUCGUUAACUUGGCGGUGGCUGACUUUUUAGUGAUCCUAAUCUGCUUGCCACCAACUGUGGUGUGGGAUGUCACAGAAACAUGGUUCAUGGGCACUAUAGCUUGCAAAUUGGUUUUGUACUUUCAGCAAGCCAAUUGGAAUUAUUUUAAAAGUAAGAAGUGCAACUACACACCCUAAUUCCACUUCCAAAUGACGUCUCUGAAUAAUAUAUAAGGGUACAAGGAUAUAAUAUUUUUUAACUUUUGACUGAACUAAUAAUUAUUAUAA
This is a messenger RNA of Aphis gossypii (cotton aphid), 864 nucleotides long. RefSeq names its product orexin receptor type 2-like. Gene Ontology annotation, cellular component: membrane. Gene Ontology annotation, biological process: G protein-coupled receptor signaling pathway. The record is from RefSeq and is a predicted model, not a curated record. NCBI's taxonomy places the organism in Eukaryota, Metazoa, Arthropoda, Insecta, Hemiptera, Aphididae. The transcript has 4 exons. Gene Ontology annotation, molecular function: G protein-coupled receptor activity. The coding region runs from base 232 to 774 and encodes 180 amino acids.